UGACGCACGUUUUUUUUUACACGCUUAAAUCUCAUGAAUACUCACGAUAAGCUGAUAAGAGUUCAAAGUCAAAUGCUGAUCGUGUUAUUAUAAUUCGCGUUCCAGCAACUGUCUAUAGAGUUACAUAUUUAAUCCUCUAGCAGUCGGCUACAAAUAGCAAUAAUGUCUACUGGAAUCGUAGCUGGAAGAUUGGCUCUGGUAACUGGUGCUGGCUCUGGAAUUGGCCGUGCAGCAUGCCAGGUGCUCUCCCGUGAAGGUGCCACAGUCAUAGCUGCAGACAAAAAUUAUGAGGCAGCUGUUGAAACAAUCAAAACUCAUACAGCUUUAGCCAGCGGUGCAAAUGCUAUAGGAGAUCAUUCUGCGGUUGAACUAGAUGUGUCCAACUCCAAUGCAGUACAGGAAUUAUUAAAAACUACUUUGAAACAGUAUAAGGGACCUCCUACAAUAAUUGUUAACUCUGCUGGCAUCACAAGAGACAAUUGGCUUUUGAAAAUGUCUGAAGACGACUACAGCACUGUGCUUGAUGUCAAUUUAAAGGGUACGUUCCUGGUGAUGCAAGCUUGUGCAAAAGCAUUAACUGAAGCGUCACUGCCUGGAUCAAUUAUUAAUAUAUCGAGUAUAGUCGGAAAAUAUGGGAAUAUGGGACAAACUAAUUACGCUGGAAGUAAAGCUGGAGUGGUAGGAAUGUCGCAGUCGGCCGCUAAGGAAUUGGGAAAAUUUAAUAUAAGAGUAAAUGCUGUUCUACCGGGUUUCAUAGACACGCCAAUAAUUAAAACUGUUCCAGAUAAAGUUAUGCAAGGCCUCUUGAAACUAGUGCCAUUGGGGAGGGUGGGCAAUCCAAUUGAGGUGGCUGAAGUGAUAGCGUUCUUGAGUUCCGAUAAAAGUUCCUUCAUCACGGGCGCUGCGAUCGACGUCACAGGAGGAUAUUAGUUAAGAAAAUUAACUUAAUUGGAUAUAAAAAACAGUUGUACUAGUCCUGUUCACACUAAAUUGUUAUGAUUUUGUAUUUAUGUUAUGGUGCUAGACGUCUAGAUAAGAAGAGACAUUACUUAAAAAAUGUUAAUAGAAAAUAAGGAAAUGGUGAAAAAGUUUAAUGGAUGGAAUAUAUGUUUAUUAUGAAAAUAGAUUCUGAUAGUAAGUUAGUAGU
Molecule: messenger RNA, 1147 nt
Organism: Achroia grisella
Lineage: Eukaryota; Metazoa; Arthropoda; Insecta; Lepidoptera; Pyralidae
Product: estradiol 17-beta-dehydrogenase 8
Exons: 7
Coding region: 163-930 (255 amino acids)
Molecular function (GO): oxidoreductase activity, acting on the CH-OH group of donors, NAD or NADP as acceptor
Source: RefSeq, a predicted model, not a curated record